AUAUUUUCGCAACCCAAUCCUCCCCGCCAACACUCACACACACACAUACACACACCUGCCUCACCACUGUCUUCUUCUCUUUCCGUAACUCUAUCUGUAUCACUGUAGAUUUCUUUAUUGAAUGUUAAAUACUCACUCCUCCCAAUCUCUCCUCUCUCCCACUCCAACCAGCUAUCCCUUCCCCUCCUCUCUCUCUCUCUCUCCCUCCCUCUCUCUCCCUUGGUUUCUAUCUCUCUCCCUCGGUUUCUCUCUCACCACCUGUUAGUUCAGACCCCCGUGCAUUGAGAUACACUUGUUUAUGAGGGAAGCUUUCACACUCUCGCAAUCAGAGCUCUAUGACGUUGCGUAAAGGAAAGAAACUCAGCAUCACCAUCCAGGAACACAUGGCCAUUGACGUCUGCCCAGGCCCCAUCCGACCUAUCAGAACAAUCUCCGCCUACUUUCCCCGCCUGUCCCCCACCUCUGAGCCCCUCUCCCCCAAACCCACUGGCUCCCCAUGGGUCCUCAGUCCUGGGGGCGCGGCCAGCGAGAUGGGGGGUGGCGGUAGGGGAGGACUCUUGGCGCCAUUGCAGCCGGGGGCGAUGGGAGGGGGCGGGUCUUUGUCGUUACAGAGCAGCAUGGACACGUCUGUGGAGAUCAACAGUUCUGACAGUGACGACUGCACUGCUUUGGGAACACUGGAGUUUGACCUGCGGUACGAGCGAGCCUCCAGUAAGCUACACUGCACUAUCCUCAGGGCCAAGGGUCUGAAGCCUAUGGAUUUUAAUGGCCUAGCAGACCCCUAUGUCAAACUGCACCUUCUUCCCGGGGCCUGCAAGGCUAACAAGUUGAAGACAAAGAUAGUGCGGAAUACUCUGAAUCCGGUGUGGAAUGAAAUGCUUACCUAUGUUGGGAUCACAGAGGAGGACAUGCAUAGGAAGACACUCAGGUUGUCAGUGUGUGAUGAGGAUAAGUUGACUCAUAAUGAGUUCAUCGGGGAGUCUCGGGUUCCCCUGAAGCGCGUCAAGCCAGACCAGACCAAACACUUCCACACCUGUCUGGAACACCCACCCCCACUUCCCUCUCCAACCACCAUGGGGACAGCCCUCCGAGGAAUCUCCUGCUACUUAAGAGAGCAGUGGGAGAACGAGCAGCUCCACAGUCUGGAGGAGAGGGGGCGGGUGCUCCUCUCCCUGCAGUUCCUUCCCCCGCUAGACGAGGGCGAUGGAGGAGGAGGGGGCCGGAGAGGAGAGGGAUUGUGUGUCGGGGUGCAGCGCUGCGCUCACCUGGCCGCCAUGGACGUCAACGGCUUCUCAGACCCCUACGUCAAAACAUAUCUGAAGCCCGACACACAGAAGAAAUCCAAACACAAAACGGCUGUGAUUAAAAAGACCCUUAACCCUGAAUUCAAUGAGGAGUUCUUUUAUGAGAUCUCCAUGCCAGAGCUGUCCAAUAAGACACUGGAGGUCACUGUCUGGGACUACGACUUGGGGCGCUCCAAUGACUUCAUAGGUGGAGUGUGCCUGAGCUGUCACUCACAGGGAGACCCCCUCCGUCAUUGGAUGGACUGCCUUAAGAACAAGGGUCAGAGGGUGGAGCGCUGGCACGUACUGACCAAUGAGCUCCCAAGAUCCGUAAGUCAUGAGUAAGGCCACACCUCUACUAAAGACACAAGGCUCAGUCACAAUUCUUCACCCUUCUCCCUUUGUUGCACACUUCCAGUCUUUGAUAUGUCAACGGUGGAAACUCCCUCAAGGCAGGUGUGGAGAAUACAGAUUCAAAUCAUCCCUCGAGCCGCCUACCACCUAGGAAUUCCUCGAGAUCUGAGAGGAUUGGAUAGAUCAAAAAUACGGAGGUAAUUCCACCUAGCUUAUCAGAACGCAAGGGGGAAGCCAUGACCGUAUUGAUCUGGAUCCAAUUGAAACCUUUCAGAUCUACUGUAGUGCCUAGGUGGUAGGGGGUAUGGGUUGAUUUGGAACUCAAGUGAACAUGAACCAUAUCUAGGCUCUCUCUAGAGCCCUGUUUAUACCUGGUUCAAACAUGCAAUACCUCUUCAUUGAUAUUUUCCUGAUCUUGUCUGUUUACACUUAGAAGAUCUGAUCACAAUCAGAUAGCAAUGCGUCUUUUAAUCGUCUACACCUGUCUAAAAAUGUGGGCACAAUCCAAAUGUUGACAGGAUUGGGACAAAGGACACAUGUUAGCACCAGGUAUAAAUGGGGAUGACUUGCCACAGGAUGGGAAUGCACUACCUGUAUGUUUCGAUGUCUAUAAGGGUGAUUCAAACCAACACACCAUAACACACCAUGGAGAAAAUGCAUGCUGACUAUAAGUCAUUUACACUAACAAGGCCUGGAUGUUAUUAAGCACAACUCCUUCAUGCUAUGGAAUAAACGAGUGGUGGUGUUGAUGAUCCCUUCAAGUUAGAUGAGAGUUUCUUUGAUUAUUUGAAUCAGCUGAAUAGUGCUCGGGGCAAAAACCAAAAUGUGCACCCCUUGGGGUCCAGAGGACCGAGUUUGGGAAACGCUGGGUUAGAUGGAGAUGUUUGAGAGUGGGAUGGGGAAUGCGGUUCUGGUUGCCUUAUGGCCUCUUGUCACUAAUGUUGACAUACACAACUCAACAUCAUACCUCCAAUUUUAUCAGAUUUCAUCUGCACGUUUUAGUCUACGGGCUCUUUUACUUCUCUUGUUCAGCUGAUUUGAUUGAUUUCCAUAUCUUUCAUGGUUAUUUUUGAAUAACAAAUUGAUGUCUAUGUUGGUAAUAAUAUGCCUAUGCUACACAAAUACCGGCACACAAAUAUCUAACAUCAGAUAUCCUGUUUGUGUUGUUGACAUUUGAACCCAAAUGGAGCCCUAUUCCCUACAUAACCCUAUGGGCCUUGGUCAAAAGUAGUCCUCUACAUAGGGAAUAGGGGGCCAAUUUGGAACAAACACAUUCACUUGCAUCCAAAACAUGACAUACACUGAUAAUGUUAUGACUACAGAAGUUCUUCCAUGUUGUUGCAUGAUGCAAUACAGUAUUGACAAAAACAAGUUGUCCCCUCCCUAAUAUAACUAUCCCCAGCCCCCCCCCCCCAAAAAGUAUUUGAUCAUAAAAGUAUUAUUAUUAUUAUUACUUGGUUUAUUAUUGAGGUGAUUUCCCUGUAUUGCUAUUUUUGUUUUCUGUCAUGUUUCUUAUAUUUGUCUCUUAAUGCACGACUGAAUGUGUGAAUGUGGGUUUUUACUGACGUUUCAAUGGCUGUAUACAAUUAUCUUGUUGUGCUUUUAACAAUUGUUGUUCUUACAUUUAUAUCAGGUGUUUUGUGUACAAUAUGAAAAUACAUUUGGAAUGCACUACUGUAUAAGUCUGA
Oncorhynchus gorbuscha (pink salmon) is the source of this 3325-nucleotide messenger RNA. RefSeq names its product double C2-like domains, alpha (gene doc2a). The coding region runs from base 336 to 1628 and encodes 430 amino acids. Lineage: Eukaryota; Metazoa; Chordata; Actinopteri; Salmoniformes; Salmonidae. The transcript is spliced from 11 exons. The record is from RefSeq and is a predicted model, not a curated record.